UGAGACAAAUGACUCUGGGGUGAAUACUUACCCCAGCCACCAUACAACAACAUCCCAUAUGUCCAGCGUGGCUGUGUUAAUGUGAAAUGUGGUAGAUUCUGUAGGAUCGGAGAGGUAGACAGCUAUGGUACUCAGGCUACUGGCACCAAAAUAGCAGAUGACCAUUUGAAUUUCAUCUGUCGCUCACUCGACACCUAAGAGUCACUCAGAUAUUUGUACUUCCUGUGUUACAGCUCUGGCCUUGCCGGCAACUAUUUCGGUGGGGUGUGUUCGGUUCCUUCUCCUUCAGUCUUUUCAAGCAUUUACUUGAACAUGGAUUUCUAUCAUGAGCUUCAGGCUGUGUUCAGCAAAGAGCAUUUUUAUAGUGAUCUUAUAUGGAGUAAAAGGAAAGUCUGACCUCACUUGGUGGCUAGUGUGAAAUUUACCUUUAAGGAUUCGUCUUUUUAAUAAUUUUUUAGCGAAUGGUUUUGUCCCAGGACAAACUACAGAACUUCAAUAAAAAAAGGGAAAUCACAAUGUAAUCUCCAAUAUGUGGUGUUGACAAUGCAAGAAGUGUCAAACCACGUCAAUUCUGCAUCAGACUGAAAGAACUGGAAAUACACAUCCAUCAUGAGCAACCAAGAGAAGCGCAACAGAUCAAGCAUGCACCAACUCCGCUAUCUUGAUAGCUUUAUGGAUGAUAUAGACCGUGAGGUCAUGAGCCUGACGGAUCGAGCUUUUAAGAGUUUGUGCAUUGGAGAUGAAGCAAUCUACAAUGACUCAGAGUUUUCCCCCUCUCUAGUCAGCUGCCACAAGCCAAUGGUGGAGGACGUCUCAAAAAAGACUCAGCAGAGCUCAUAUUCUGCUCUCAAAAAACUUAAGUCUUACCCCCUUAAUGGAGGAAAUGAUCCAUUGAGUAGAUCAAAUAAGUCAUCAAAAGACUCAUUGCUUUUUGCAGCUUCAACAGCCAAAAAGAAUGGUGAGAGCAAUAAGAUGACAAAUGGUGAUUCAUGGGACAAAUCUGCUCUACUCAGCAUCCAAAGGGAGCUCUCUGAGAUUUCUUCAGAUUAUCAUAGUUUAAGAGCGGGACAUCUUUCCCAAGCCAAGAAUAAUCUUAAAUCAGAUGAAAAAGGGUCUGCCAAGAAAUCAAGCAAGGUUGCUUCAAAUCCACCAGGAAAAUCUUCUAAAAGUAAACAAAGCAAAAACAAUAAACUGAAAAAACUGAAUUGCAUAAACUUUUUCCUUCACAGCGAAUUCAGCCCGUUUUUGUCAUGGGGGGAUUUCAAUAAAUUCUCCAUCAGGCAGGAGCACAUUUCGGAGAUUGUGUUGAGCAACAGGCCACCUGAAUGGUAUGACUCGCCUCUUUACAAAGAAUUGACUGCAGCACAUGGGCACUAUAAAUUAAGCGUCCCCCCAUCAGUUGAAAAAGAAGUUGAAAUGUGUCCAAAACAAAGUGAGACUCAUCCACUUAAACCACAGCUUGGUUCUGUACAAACAGCAGCACCUAAUGAACCCCCAAAACCAGAGAAAGAGUCCGGGCACAUCCAACAAAAUAUUCCUACAAAGGCUCCUCCGCUAGUCGCUGAACAGAGAUGCAAUUCAGAAAGAGUGGAAGCUUGCAUUCCCUGGCGAAAAAGCCGAAGUAGAGCAAAAAGUGCUGCUCCUGUGGGGCAUUCCAUCAAUUUACCUGCCGGCGAAAAGACAAACGCUGGAGAAGGGAGUGCACAGGAAUUUAAAAAAGAAGUCAAGACAAUGGAGGACCAGAACUUCACUAGUUCAACUCCUUUCAGUAUUUCACAGCUGUUGACACCAGUAAUACCCUCCAGACAUGGGACAGAAUCUUCAGAAAUACUGCAAACUGUGCUCUCACCCACUGCCCUGGAGAUCCCAGCACUCUCUGAGAGAGAACUGCAUCCCUCGCCAGAGAUUAAGAGAGAAGGGUACAAAUCCAUAGCAUCAAGCCUGUUGUACAAUCUCAAGGACAACAGAAAACGGGUUAAGGCCAUGUACAGUCCACCUAAGUUUAAAGGUUUGGACUCUACAAAUCAAAGUAAAGAGUCUCCCCAGCUUGAAGUGUCAAAAGAUGUGCUUGAAAUACCAGAUAACUCAGAAGCUAAAACAAUUUCACCUGGUCAUCACAAAGCCAUUAUCUCUCCAAUGAGUCCCUUGCUCGAAACUGCGAAUGGUGGAAUGCCAGAUGACUAUUUGGCACUGAGUCUGCUUCAAUCUGGAAAAUUAAAAUCAAACAGGAGCCCUGCAACUAACAAGGCAAAAUACCCAUCAUUACAACUUUACCAAAAAGCUAGUGCUGAGGAGAUCAGAGAGAAUGCUCAAACUGUGGUUGACGUCAGCUCUCAGGUUUCCACAGAAAAAGCCAGCAAAGAUCAUGACAUCAAGCAUAAUUAUCCAAGUAAAUUGUUGAAAGGUGUAGAGUUGCGAAACAAAAAUGAUACCUUAGAGUCAAUGCUAAAUGCCAAAAAGCUCACUAAAGGUAUAAAUAGUGAAAGGACUAUUGAAAACAAAUCUGGAAAAAGCCCAGGUGUAAGUUUAACAAAACUGGAAGAACAAGCCAUUAGUGAUGGUACAAAUCAAAUUAAGGACAGAUUGGAAACUAGGGGAACAGUCAGUGCACAGAAAAGCCCUGUUAGAGAAAAAGAAUCAAACAGAAAGGAGGCAGGAACAAAACAUGCAUUUUCUGCACGACAGAACAACUACAUUAAAAGUCAGAGAUUUGUAAGUACAGAUGAUGAUAAAAAUCAUGAUGAUAGGUCUAAUGCAGAAGAAUGGCUGAUGGAUAUAAAAAUAAAAAAUGUUAAUGAUGAGUGCUCCAGGCAUUCCAAAAAUACAAAAACGAAAGAGAUAAGACAAGAGGAGCAUAAUGAAGGAAUAUGUAAAGAUAAAGGACUAGUACAAACAACAGUGGAUGGACCACUAUUGAAAGAAAAUGUUAAUGUAAGUGGAGAGGCUACCACAGCUAAAGAACAGAGCAGUAUUACAUCAAAGAAUGGGUUGGAAAGUCAAAGAGAGCAAAAAGUAAAAGAUGAAAUUUUCUCAGUGAAAGGAAACACUUCUGCAAAGAGAGCACUGUUUGCAUCAAUGGAACCGGUGCCAAAUAAGACAACUGCACCCUUAAAGAGAGAUAAUGUUGUUAUAGAUAAGUAUGACUUGGCCAAAAUGGCUUUAGAGGAAGUAAUUGCUGAACGAGAGCAAAGAACUUUGAAAAAUAAUGCAUGUGGUUGUGAAAAACCUCAAGAUGAUCUUGAGUUACCCAACAGUGGAGAGGACAAGCUACCUAGUAUGUUUAUGCUGAAUGAAAUGGGGACAAGUACAAAAUAUGGCAAAGGUCAGAAUAACAUAUCAACUUUUGAAACCAAUUGGCAGACUGUGCAAACAAAGUCAGAAGACAUGGCCAAACAUGGUGAAAGUCAUGUGCCUGAGGUAAAAUUAGCCAGGCCCUGUAAGCAGGAAGCAUUUAAUGGGCAGCGGCAGCAUGCAGAACCUAUAAAAUAUAAUGAGAGAGACAGACUGUGCCUAGAUCAUCAAGAAAGCAACACAAAUAAUAUCAGUAAGGGUGAUAAAAUACACCAAAAGAAAGAGUUGAUGAAUAAAAAUAUAAAUCAAGCAAUGAAAUGCACAAAAAUGGGAGGUAAUUUGGAAAGUAGAGAUAUUUGUAGUGUGGGACAGUAUGAGGAAGAGUUGGGUGUUGUCAAAAGGGGUAGUUCUUAUAAACCUGAGAUAACCCCAAAAAGAGGGAGAAGUGAUUCUCACAGUAAUGAAGGAGUAGGUGAAAAGACAGAAGGUAAUUUGGAAUUUAAAAGAGAAGGUGAGACUACAGGCAAAACUGAGAUAAUGGAAAGUAGGGGAAUAAGAAAAGUUCAGUCAAGUCAAACAAAGAAUCGAGGCCCAGUGAGAGGAAAUGUAUCAGCUCUGAAAGAGAAGUACAACAAAGAAAUUAAGGUGAACCGCAAGGAUUUUCAGAAAGACCUGCCUGUUGGAGGUACAUGUUCUGAAAAGUCUAUGGAAGAGAGAACCAUUGAAAAGGCCCCAAAAGACAAAAUGAAACACAAAUUUGUUCCACCACAACUCACUGUCUGUGAUACUGAAAGUGGCACUUAUUCCAUUAUCAACAAUCAGAUGGUUUCAGAAAGUGAAAUAAUUCCCAACAGCUCUUCAAAAGAAUCAGAUAGAAGCGAGGAACAUUUUAGUUCACAGAGGAAACACAGCCAAGUCACCCAAGACUUCCAAAAGGAUGUAGGUGAUCUCACAAACAACAUAAACGAAGGAACACAAGACAAGGCAAAAACAAAUGAGAAGGAAGAAGGUGCUGACAAGCAAAACAAAUCCAAAGGUCCAAAAGUGUAUGUGAAAGACUUCUUAAGUGGAGUUCUUGGACUGUCAAGCUCAGAAAGGGUCAAAACAGUAGAUGAACUUGAGGAAGAACUCUCUGAAACACUGUCCGCAGAGUCUUUCAGACCUGAUAAAGUCAGAAAGGACAGUAUCACAGUUUAUGAUAUCCUUGGACAGUCUCACUCUGUAUCCUCGUUAAAUGGCAAACAAACACAUCACAGCAGUAGUUUUUCAAACUCAGGUGAACCCUCUCUACUGCACGAAUCUGAACAGGGGGCACAACCAGAGGAGUUGUUAAGGAAGGCCGAAGUCUGCAACAUGAAAGAAAAAGUAGAUGAAAAGGAGAAGGAGACUUUCCAGAAACCAUCAAUAGAUUCCUGCUCAUUAAACAACCAUGAAAGUGAGUCAGAUGUCUCUGACAGGGUAGUUUCUCCACCGAGUGAUGUGGACAAGAGGGGAUGGGUCCACAGCUUGAUUGAGUCAGCUAGAAACUUAACACAAAUACCACACAGUCGUACGUCCUCCGAGGAUAAACAAAACAACUGUUUGAAAAGAUCUGAGAAGGAUGAGGAAGAUCUGGACCUCUUCAAAGAUCAUUGUCAAGUUGAGAUGCCUGUUGUAUCAGACAAGAGUCCCCAACCAAACCAACCAGAAAUGCAGUUCUUGUCUGUUCCAGCUACUCACCUGGUCACAGUCAAAGACAGAAAGUCGUCGGUUGGAAGUGCCUCUGUGUCUGAGGAGGAGGAGCGAUGCUCUGCCGUGAGCACUUUAUCUGAGGGAAUUGAUGGCUAUGAAACAAGCAGAGGAGAUAUGAUGGAUGAGAACAUAUUUAACACUGCACCAAGAGAGGAUAGGGAGGCAUCCAAGGCACCAAGCGAGAGAUCUGCUUCAGCCAGUAGUGGAAACGACAGUCAGGGUCAGAACAAGCCACCUGUAGUACCUCCAAAAACCGAAAAGGCUCUACGCCGAGCCAUGAAGCUCACCACACGGAUGAUACAAAAAGCUGAAGCUAAAAGCAAAUCUGAGCAAAAAGGUGACAAAAGUGUCGCUCACAAGGCUGAGAGGAGGAACCACUGCACUGACAAAGUACAUGACAGAUCAGAACACAGAUCGCUUAGCAGUGACAGAAUCAGCAGUAAGCAAAGCAAACCUCACGAUUACACGGUUGAGCACAAAGCUCAAAGAAGCGAGAAGCAUGGUAGACGCCAUAACGGUCACAAGAGCCAAAAUGUAGAAGAGAAUGAUCCUAGUGCGAAAGUGCCACAUGAAACCAAAGGCAAAGAUACUGGUGACUCAAAGACCCAUCGCAAUAAGGAACAACAAGAAGGCACAUCAAACCGUGGGGAUAAUUUGGAGAAUGGCCAAAUAAGCAAUGACAGUGCCAGACUUGGCCGAAGCAAUGAGAAAUACUUGCCCAAGAAACUAGAACGUAGGACUCAAAGUCUAGAUAGAUUUUUAAGGGAUAAGCCCGGAAACAUAUCGAGCAGCAGUGGGAAAACUGGUGUUGACGUUCAUUCAACAGAAGGAUCACAAUACUCUACUCAAAAAGGAAUAACUUUACGCCACAACAGCAUUGAACAUAAUUAUGCACCAGACACUAAUUAUGUAACACAGUCCUUCCCGAUGACCCAAAGGAAGCUUUUACAGGACCCUGACUCUGGGGAAUACUUUCUGGUGGAUAUGCCUGUACAGGUCAAAACAAAAACUUUCUUUGACCCGGAAACAAAAAGUUACGUGCAACUUCCAGUACAAUCUCCUGAGGCUGCUGUGCGACAAGUUCCACCAUUGGAAAUUAUGAACACACCACCACUUAUGCUGUAUCAUGGUUUUGUUCCAGUGCCCCUACCAUCACAGAAAUCUGUUAUGAGGACUGGAGGAUCUAUGAUUCCUCCUGAUAACCUGGAAGACUUUGAACCUAGCAGGAAACAGAUGCAGGAAACCUUUUAUAAAACGCAUAAUGAAGAGGUAAAUCCUUACUCUGAGCCUGUGUAUAUUUCACAAGAACAUACACCCGAAGAUGAAAUUGAUAGUGUGAGAUGAAAAGAUCCAGUAUAAAGCAGUGGGUGUUUGUCCAGAGUUUGAAUGUGACUGAAAUCAGGGAUUUGUGUUGUUUGUUUUAGGUCUGGUGUGCCAUGGGAAAGUGUUUCUAGUAUGUAUGCUGUUCUUUGUUUAUAGUGCACAAGACAUGAAUUGUAAAUGUUUAAUUCUUAUUAAAGUAAGGCCUAGUUCUCUUACCGUUAAAAGCACUUGUCUGUUUGUAACAAGGAGUUGAGAUUUGCCUAAUUAAAAGUAGUUUUGCUUUCAUAAAAACAAUUCGAAAGAGAUUAUUUUGAUACAUCUUGUAUUUGAGUUUUGGAAGUGAUUAGUCCACAGUAUUUUUCACAGCAGAAAGGUAUUGUAAAAAUGAAGAGAUAGGUGUUUUAUAUGCUUAAAAUUGUAUAUUUGACAAAUGCUGAUUGCAUUCUGGUAGGGCUGUAGUACUCGAGUUCGGUCUUGGACUCGAGUCCGGACUCGAGACAUUUUUCUGUCGUCUCGGACUUGUCUCGGACUCGUUGAAUUUGCACUCGGACUUGUCUCGGACUUGGCCAUUGGACUCGCCAAGUCUUCUAGUUGGUCUCGACCGAGUCCAGCAAAAAAAUAAAAUAAAAAUUUCUCCUUCAAAACAAAACCACAUUUGCAUGAUGUCGCGACUGAAAACGUGUUGAAAACGCUAGGCGCGCUGCUCUCCUUAUUUCCAAAGCACUCUGUAGCCUGCGCUUGCGCUCCAGUGGCGUCUGCUGUUGCUGGGCAACCAUGACCCGCUCUCCAUGAUGACGCAGACGUUUCAGCAAAGAAUAAAUGGAAUUCCAACACUUAAAAUCACUUGCAGUAGCUCUGCUAAUAGAUUCAUUUAAAAAAUGGCUAUCCUUGUACAACUAUGAUCAUCUGUUUCUCCAUCUUGCCUUAGCUUUCAGUACUGUUCCGGGAAAGGAUGUGCAUGACCAGCGGUGCACUUACUGCGACAGGAAAAGUUUAGAUGUUUCUAAUUUAAUUUUCUACCUGUUAGAUUGUGUUUUAUUUACGUCUACACCUAGAUAGCCUUAAACGUAUCCUGUACAAUAACGAAAAACUAAUUAUUGUUGUACAGUAUAGGGGUUGCAAGACUACUGAUUUCUACUAGUCGAUUUUUUUAAUCAAAAAUGCUUGAGUUACUCGACUAUACUCGUGGUUCAUGCUAUUGUAAAUGAAAACACAUUAAAUAGUUUUUUUUUUUUUUUUUUUUUCAAUAAACGCGUAGUAAUGUAUAGCUUUAUGCAACAAUUACAUAUGUAAACUUUAUAAUUAUGACAUUACAUAUUUACAUUUUCAUGUAGCAGCCAGUAUUUGUAUCUGUAACAAUCACAAAAUUUUUCCUAUCUGCAUACGGAUACAACAUCGUACAGUUACUUGAUAAGACUGUUAUGACUUUUUAUAUAUUUUUUCGUAGUUAUCACUGAACAAGUAUGUCGUGUUAAACUGAAAUAAUUAUUAAUUUCUAAAAUAAUAUUUAUCAUGCAAGCAGAGAUAUGUCAUGACAAACGUUGAGUGAUCAUUUGAACACGACUGAAUCAAUUCAAUGCACACAUUCUCAUUACGCAGAACACUUUGAGUCUUAAUGUUAAUGAACUUCACUAAACAGAUGUGUGUGUUCCGCGCAAACCAGCAAAAGGUAAAUAUGCAAACAUGUAGGACAAGUAGACAAUGUAUCCAUAUCUAUGUUGAUUAUUAGCCUACUCUUGAGAGAGAACUGAUUUGGUUUUUGAGAGACUGAGACGCGCAGCGCGGCUGUUUGAUCGGUGAGUGCGCUGUGCUUAUUCCAUUCAUUCGUAUCAUGGUAGCCUAAGCUUUCAAUAUUUGCCUUUUAAAUAUAUACAAAUAAUAUAAAGUGUAGCUAUGAUGUAUUAUUAUAGGUAAAAUUACUCUUGCAACGCUCUGAUUUCUGAGAGAUGCACAGAGAGGCGACAACAAUGCAGUGUUUGAUUUGCGCGCUUUUCACUCAUAAAGUUUACAUUCAUUCACUUCUGGCGCUGAUGCCCUGGCUCACCUGUUAUCUAGCAAACACCAGACUGUGUCAGCUUCAGUCGAGUAUUCAGGCAGAAUUAUUCCUUGUCCGUUAUUCGUUUUUUAAGCCAUUAUCCUUGCCAUUCCGAAUAAGGUAUUCGGCUUCAGGCACAACCCUAAUUAUUACAUUACAUAUUUUAUUUUUACAUGCAACAUAGAUAAGGUCAUAUAGUAACAGCUCCACGCAAUAUUGUAAUUCUAAAAUUCACGUCGUACUUGCAAACACUUUGUAUGCAUUAUGGUUAAUGCAUGCUGGAGUAGUCGAUUGUUUCCAACAGCGCCGAGUAGUCUAUGCAAGCACUAGCACAGUAUGACAAAAAUUUGCUGUAUUUAUGUGCGCAUGCCCAGUAGAGUUAAACGUAUCCAUUCUAGCCUUGCUGCGCGCAUUUGUCAUAUCCCGAGCUUUGCGUGUGUCUGUGCACUGUGCCAAUUAGGCAUAGUCAUAUACAUUUUUGAUCACAGAUAUAAUGUCAACAAAAAAUAAAGUACAUAAAAAUUAUUUGACCUUACAGUUCCAAACUUUGUUUGUUUAUCCAAGUUUAGCUCCCAGGGUCGGACUGGGGGUAAAACCAGUACUCAUUAGCAAGGCCCCAAAGGAAGAGAGGGCCCUUGAAAAGUAUGAAUCUGAAAUAUAUUUUAUUUUACCUGGAUAUUUUCAUGGGUGGGGGGCAUGGGGGCCCAUCAGGACUGCCUAUGCAUAGGGCCCGGGAUCUUGUUUAAUGCCCCUGUUAGCUUUAACCCUAAUUAUACACACUUGAACCUAAUCAAGCUCUUACUAGACACACUAAUCUUCCAGGUGUUUUAAGGCCAGUUGGAGCUAAACUUUUCAGGACAUUGGCCAUCCAGGAUGUAGUUUGGAGACCCCUGUCCUACAGAGUUGUUACUUUGCACAUGCUUUUUGAUCAUAACAAAUAAUAAUGUCAAUUAAUUUUCUUAGAAUAGGAGAUAUGCUGUCUCUCGCAUCACAAAUUUUAUCAGUAGUUAAGUAUGUGGUCUUGAAGAGGACCCUUUUUUCUUUAAUUUGGACUCGGUCUUGGACUUGGACUCGAAACUUUUGGACUUGGACUUGACUUGGACUCGAACCUCUUUGGACUCGGUCUUGACUCGGUCUCGACUAGUCCUGGACUUGGACUUGACUUGGACUCGACAAAGCUGGACUUGACUACAGCUCUACAUUCUGGGUGCAUUUUGGAAUGAAUUAGUUUAUUUAAAUGGAUUGUUGCUUCAGAAAAGAACCAUUCCAAUAAAAGCAUUAUCAAUGA
Molecule: messenger RNA, 9668 nt
Organism: Carassius gibelio (silver crucian carp)
Lineage: Eukaryota; Metazoa; Chordata; Actinopteri; Cypriniformes; Cyprinidae
Exons: 2
Coding region: 610-6366 (1918 amino acids)
Biological process (GO): positive regulation of calcineurin-NFAT signaling cascade
Cellular component (GO): Z disc
Source: RefSeq, a predicted model, not a curated record